Messenger RNA from Corythoichthys intestinalis (scribbled pipefish), 4459 nucleotides. RefSeq names its product FYVE, RhoGEF and PH domain containing 4a (gene fgd4a). Bases 276 to 3017 code for a protein of 913 amino acids. The transcript has 19 exons. Gene Ontology annotation, cellular component: cytoplasm. NCBI's taxonomy places the organism in Eukaryota, Metazoa, Chordata, Actinopteri, Syngnathiformes, Syngnathidae. Gene Ontology annotation, molecular function: metal ion binding; guanyl-nucleotide exchange factor activity. The record is from RefSeq and is a predicted model, not a curated record. Gene Ontology annotation, biological process: filopodium assembly; cytoskeleton organization.
ACUUGGACGUAAGAAAUUGACACACCUGACACAUGGAACAAACUGCGCUGCGCUGGAACAAACGCCUCAUGUUUUAUUAGUUUUUCAAUACAGCUUCCACCGAGUCACCCUUUUUCAUAAAAUGGGAAACAUUUUAAAGAAUUUUUGAAAAUAUUUUUUUAAUCGCGUCAAUGAGUCUUAUUUGAGGGGAGUCUGGAUGCGUGGGCACCUUUUGGCCACGAAAAGUAUGGAAGGCUUCAGUAGGGUCGCCUUUCGCAGGAAACAACGGAGUCUGGAUGUCGAAGAAGACGCAGUGUAUCCUGCAAUCUGCAUCCACCUGUGUUACCCAGCUGUUCCUCGUCUCGUUACCCCUUGUCUGCGUAUAUAAUGACCCAGUUUCUUGUCACUCCUGGUUGCGUCAUUGUCUAUGUCUAUGUCCGUCUUCACCAAAGUCAAGUCCGUUCCACGCCCUCGUGUACCAGUCCCUCUGCUUAAAGAGGAACGACAACGACGCUGUGUGUUUCCAUUCCAAGCGUGCUGAUGAAAAUGCCUGUGUGCCUGUGAAAAUCGAGCCCUCCAGAGCUUUGGGCAGCAGUACAUCAUGCAGGCUCAAUAGCACGUCCAGUGUGCAGGCGUGUCUGAGUCGAGCCAGCGGUGGAGGCAGUGAGAAGAGUUGGGCCAGCGUCAAUGGAAGAAGUUCUGGCAAAAGGCUGCUUUCACAAUCCAAACCGCCAGUGCCUCCUAAACCAACACACCUUCAGAGCCCGGUGACUGAGCUCUCAUCCCCGCUGGCUCACAAGCAGAAACCACAAUUUAGACCAGGGAUGGAGGAGGUAGGAGGUGGAGGAAGGGGGGCCACAAACCGGGAGAGAGUGAGAAUCAAACACUCAAAAGUGUCAGACCUCAUCAGCCGAUUUGAGGAGAACAGCAACUCGGACAACAAGAGAGAGAGCUCGCCGCACAAACAAAGCAACAAGUCUGCAAACUGCAGCCCGGCGCACCGGAUCUCCCGCAAGCUGACGGAGGCUGCUGAGAUUGAGAACCACUCAACAGUAGAAGCGAACUCUGUGGCAUCCAAAUCACAGGAUGCACGCGUACCUACAGCAAACGGGGUGCUGAGGCAGAUGGAGCGGGGAAAGGGGGACGAGAAGCAGCCGUGCAAUGGUGAAAACGGAAGAAUAGGCAACAUAGAGCUAGUCAACGGAGACAUGGGACGCACGGACAGGAGGGAUGAAGACUCAAGUUCACGCACGGACAGGACCGGUUCGGAAAGCUCGCACGAGAAUGAGGAGAGUGGGACAAACGCGGAACUGGAACGUGUGAAAGAAGAUGCCAGCACAGAGCAGAAGGAGACAAAUGAGCAGAAACUGUUUAAGAUUGCCAGCGAGCUCUUGCACACGGAGCAGGCCUACGUUGCUCGACUCAACUUGCUGGAUCAGGAAUUUUGUGCCAAACUCAUGGAGGAGGCCAAUAAAGGAACGUUUCCCGUGGAUGUGGUGAAAAACAUCUUUUCCAAUAUCUCCUCCAUUCACACUUUCCACAGUCAGUUUUUGCUUCCUGACUUGGAGACGCGCAUGGGAGAAUGGGAGUCCACACCUCGCAUCGGAGACAUCCUCCAGAAGCUUACGCCCUUUCUCAAAAUGUACGCCGAGUACGUGAAGAAUUUUGACAAGGCCAUGGAGCUGCUGAAACAAUGGAGCGACCGAUCGCCGCAAUUCAAGUCCAUUAUCCAAGAGAUCCAGAGUCAAGAGGCUUGUGGUUGCCUUACACUUCAACAUCACAUGUUGGAACCCGUACAGAGAGUCCCUCGAUACGAGAUGCUCCUCAAGGACUACCUAAAGAAACUUCCUCAGGACGACCCUGACAGACGAGAUGCAGAAAAAUCCUUAGAAAUCAUCGCCACGGCUGCAACUCACUCCAACAGCGCCAUUCGGAAAUCGGAAAAUUUGAAGAAAUUGAUGGAGAUUUAUGAGAUACUCGGUGAGGAGGAGGACAUCGUUAAUGCCUCUAACGAGUUCAUCAAAGAAGGUCACAUCUUGAAGUUGGCAGCCAGAAACACCUCAGCCAUGGAGCGAUAUCUCUUCCUGUUCAACAACAUGCUAUUGUACUGCGUACCUAAAUUCAGCUUGGGAGGUCCCAAGUACACGGUUAGGACACGGAUCGCUAUCGAAGGGAUGAAAGUUCUGGAAACGAGCAACGAGGACUAUCCUCAUACCUUCCAAGUUUCAGGAAAAGAGAGAACUUUAGAGCUACAAGCCAGCUCCGAGGAGGACAAGGCGGGCUGGAUCAAGGCAUUCCGAGAGACCAUUGAGGUCGUCCAGCAGAAGAACGAGUCCUUCAAGAAUGCAUCCAAGGAUGUGGGGGAGGUGUCGAAUGCUGAGCUGGGGAAGCGUGCUCCUCGCUGGAUACGAGACAACGAAGUGACAAUGUGCAUGAAAUGUAAAGAAUCUUUUAACGCCCUGACACGACGGAGACAUCACUGCAGAGCUUGUGGUUAUGUGGUGUGCUGGAAAUGCUCCGAUAACAAGGUCGCGCUGGAGUACGACGGCAACAAGGUGAACAAAGUGUGCCGGGACUGUUUCUCCAUCCUGACAGGAGAAACCAUCGCAGAGGGCAAGAAGAAAGGCAUCCUGGAGAUUGAGGCGGCUCAAUUCAGCGGCAGCAGCAUCAUGUGUGGCUUCCUGCAGUAUUGUGAGAAGAACAAACCCUGGCAGAAGGUGUGGUGUGUCAUCCCGGAGAAGGAAUGUCUCGUGCUCUACCUCUACGGAGCUCCUCAGGACGUGAAGGCCCAGAGCACCAUCCCUCUUCUGGGCUACUCAGUGGACGACAGCAGUCGGCCCGCCGAGCCCCAGGCCAGCUUUCGCCUGUCGCAGUCCAAAUCCGUCCACAACUUUGCCGCUGAGAGCGAGGAGCUGAAGCAGCGCUGGCUUAAAGUCAUCCGCGUGGCUGUGACGGGCGAGGUGCCCGAGCGGCCUCACGCCGACACCGGAACCGUGGCAGACGCCGCCGCGCAGGAUGCGGCCUCGGACAGCUCGUGAGGGCGCCGGGAGUUUGUCUUGGAGAUCACGCUUCAACGCUUCCUCUCUUUGCUGGGCCAAUACGGACAACGCGAGUGCUGGAUGAACUGCCUUUUCCUCCCCGGACUUUUUCUCUCGGACGCCUUCCAGGACCGCUGGAUUACUCCAAGAACACUAGGACUGUUCCCCUGAGCCUUGUCAACUCGUACUGCAACCUCUGCUCAGUCGACACAUACAGUAUAAAUGUCUCUUUCAAAAGAAAAUUGUUUUUUCAGCUCUGUACCUUUUUUGACGACGGAAAUAGACAUGACACGAUAGAAAUUUGUGUCAGUAUUCUCCGUUAUUUUAUUUGUAAUGAACUGUUAAUGUGAUGUCAUCCCUCACACUCGCAUUUGUAAAGCCAUGCAAUAGAGGGGUGCUAUGCAUUCCUCUCUUGUCAUACGCUCAGACCACACAUUUAAUUCACUCAAGUAACUCAUCGGUUGACAAUGACAGCGAUAGGCAUCUAAUCCAUUUUAACUGGAAGGGCUGGCAAUGGCAACCAUUGCAAUGGUGAUCUUAUCUUCAUGAACUUGGGGCUUUUUGAAGCUUUCCGCAGAAACUACUCUAAGUAGGAAACGUGAAAUGAAUCAAUACUCCUUGGGUAUAAAGUUGUCUUAUUUCAAUAAAAUGAACACCAUGUUUCAGAGCUGCAAAGAGACGUGGUCACGUGCAGGACUGAAAUUAGUAAAACACGACUAGUUCGCUUAGAGUGACUUCUCUAUCUCGAUGCAAAUGCACAAUUUGUUAUCAAGUUGGUGCAAGAAUUGUACAUGACACCCCCCUCCCUUUUUUAAAUUAAUGCUGUAAGUAAUUGUAUUAUUUAAAAGUAAUUUAUGGUUGAUGAGGAUGAGCAUGAGCUGUUGGAAAGUAGCACAAGUAUGUCUCCAGAAGAGAUUUUUUUUUUUUUAAAUCUACAUUGUCAGGUUUUCUGCAGUGAGACAACAUGCAGUGCUUUUAUGGACUGAUGCAGAUGGGCUGGAUGUGCCUCCAAGUUUUAUUUAAAUUUGAAAAAAAUACUAAAGAAAUCAGUAUCAAAAGCACAAAGCCUCCUUGUGUGCAGGUUGUGAAUGUAUAGCCAACAUUUGCCUGUAUGCGUGUCUGCCCGCCUCCAAACUUUUGACAAGUGUACAACUACAUUAAAUCCUAUUUAUGUGGCUCAGCUUGUUUUUGUGAUGACUUCUCUGAAAGGAGCCAUGCUAAAAACGAAAAUAGAAUGAAUUACAAUAUAAUGGUAAGCCUAACCUAGAGUUUGAAAGAUAAACUUUAUCACAUAAACCUUGAUACAAUAAAAAUCGGUGCUUUUAAAAAACAAAAAAGUGCUGCCAAAUAUUUAGGUAAUCUAGUACUGUCAAAAUUAAUAUACAGUGCCUUGCAAAAGUAUUCGGCCCCCUUGAAUCUUGCAACCUUUCGCCACAUUUCAG